AUGGCUGAAAAUGUUCUCACUUCCAUGUAUUUCCUGGAUAGAGACGCUCUCUGGGAGAAAGAAAGACCGUAUCUUUUGAAAUUUGAUCCUCCUGAAGGAUUCGCAAAAUCAAAUGUUCAUUAUACGAAACAAGAGGGCAUUUAUGUUGAAGAUAUCCGGGGCCGAGAAAAGGAGUUCACUCUUGAGCAGCACGGCUUUGAACUGAUCCACCUGGCAGUGAACAUGCAACCAGAAGAUUUCCGGAAUGAAUCUCAGCUCAAGGCCCUGUAUUUCCCAGUCAUUGCUGAGCAACUGAAGUCAUUCCUGGGAGCAGAAAGAGUCCAGGUCCAUGAUUAUGCAAUCCGUAAAAGCCAUGUGGAGUUUCCAGUGUCAACAGGCCAGCCAUACGAGUAUCGCCAGCCUGCAUCCAUCGUUCAUAUUGAUACUACACCCACACAUACCAAGAGCCUGAUCCAGACAUUUAAUCCUGGGGAAUCCAAGGCUUUAUUACGGCGUCGAUGGCGAUACCUUAACGUGUGGAUGCCUUUGAGAGGUCUUGUCAGAAAAUGGCCACUGGCAUUGUGCGACAACCGGACUACAAACGCGAAAGAAAAUGCCCAGAUACGGGAUCUGGUUUUCCCCAACGCUGUAGCAGAAUCAUAUCAUGCUCAUCCUUCGCCUGACUACAGAUUCUUUUACGUGCGCAACCAGUUGCCGGGAGAAGCAUGGGUAUUCUUACAAUCCGACUCGAACCCCCAGAAAGAAGGAGCACUGCAUUCGUCUUUCUAUAAUUCCUGGGCAUCAGACUCGGACCCUGAACGCGAGAGUAUCGAGGUUCGAGUACUGGCAUACUUUGCCGACAGCACGGAGUAG
Molecule: messenger RNA, 852 nt
Organism: Aspergillus wentii DTO 134E9
Lineage: Eukaryota; Fungi; Ascomycota; Eurotiomycetes; Eurotiales; Aspergillaceae
Product: putative CmcJ-like methyltransferase
Exons: 5
Coding region: 1-852 (283 amino acids)
Molecular function (GO): oxidoreductase activity
Source: RefSeq, a predicted model, not a curated record